AUGUCCUCGACUAAUGUUCAAUGCUGCUGGGGUCAUACGCCCUGCAACGUUUCCUUGGACGACAUCAGCGCCGCCGGGAUCAACAAGCAUCUGAAGACGUACCAUUUCGCCAACUGGCACCCGCGAGAUCGCGCCACCUGCCAAUGGCAGACCGACGACGGCACCUGUGCCUCUGAGAUGUAUUGUGGCAACCUCGGCAAACACGUAGCUGCGGUCCACCUACUUGUUAUGCAGCGCGAGUGCCCGUACUGCGGCGAGGUUUUCGCCAGGAGCGAUGCGCUUUCGCGACACAUUCAUUCCUAUUGCUCUGCGGCUGGUAACGCUGCUCCCGCGGGCUGA
Postia placenta MAD-698-R-SB12 is the source of this 339-nucleotide messenger RNA. RefSeq lists its product as hypothetical. The record is from RefSeq and is a predicted model, not a curated record. The coding region runs from base 1 to 339 and encodes 112 amino acids. Lineage: Eukaryota; Fungi; Basidiomycota; Agaricomycetes; Polyporales; Adustoporiaceae. The transcript has a single exon.